UCGCCAGCAGGCAGCGAGCAACGAGAAGAAGGAGCUCAUUCAAAGUGGCGUCAAGAUGUUAACAACCACCGCUGUCUCGCUGUUUCUGCUGGCGAUGGCGGCCGUCCUGUCGCCCGCCGCAGCUCAACACUGCCUGGCGACCUACCGCCUAAGGAACCCUAAUCACACGACGUGCAGGCAACGACCGUCGUGGUGCAGGAUAAAGGACAGUGGCGUAUCCAUGGAACAACGCUACCUCAUCUUGAAACUGCACAACCAGUUCCGGAGCCAAACCACUCUGGGCCGACUUCCCGGCUUCCCAGCGGCAGCUGACAUGCAGGAACUGCUCUGGGACAACGAGUUGGCACACGUGGCACAGGCCCACGCCUAUAUCUGCACGAAGGCGGACGGUGACCAGAAGCAUGAUAGAGUCGAGGACCGCUUUACGAGUCGCUUCCCGAAGACGGGCCAGAACUUAGCCUGGGAAGGCCAGCCCGAGUACACCCCGGGACCGAACUGGACCUGGGUUAUGGACCAUUGGUUCACGCAGGAGUACGCACGCUACCCGCCAGAGAAGGUGGCCCACUUCACUCCCAUGGAAGGCGUCAAGAUAGGCCACUUCAGCCAGGUAAUCUGGGCUCAGACGCGCUACGUGGGCUGCGGCUAUGUCUACUACCGCGUCGACGCGAAGGUGUUUCGACACAUUAAACAGUACACCUGCAACUACGGCCCUAGCGGAAACUACGUAGGAUGGCCCAUCUACAAGGAAGGCCCGACGUGCAGCGCCUGCCCGAAGAAUGGUCAAUGCAAAAUGGCCACCGGUCUGUGCGACGAUUCGGCGGCUGGUCCUCCUCGGUUCAAGAGGCCUCGAAAGAUACGGCGCCCAACGACGCCGUCUCAAGGACAUCUGUCAACCCAGCCGCCCCGACAGACCUGUCCACCCUGUCCGUGCCUGCCCUCCACGCCGAAUGUAUAUCAGGCGCCUGCCUCACGCUAUCCGGGUUACCGCUACCCGACCCCGUACACCUCCCAGAGGCGGUACCCUCCAAACCCACAGGAUCCGGCGCCGAGGCGGUACCCGUUGUCCUACGACCCGAGACUGCGCGAUGGGCUGCCUCGUUGUGAAGAUGUAGAGGGUUACAAGCCAGGAGAGCCGGGGCAACCGGCCUGUGUAGAGAAUGACGACAACGGAGGCCUUCGUAGCGUCGACGUCAGUGACGGUGCGCACAGUGGACGUCCCGGCCGAGAUGCAGCUAUCUGGCAGUACUUCGUUGCAGGCAGCGUCACUGGAUUGGCAAUGAUGGUGCCGCUGGGCGUAUUCUUGGUCUUCUGGCGUUUCACCGGCUCGACAGAUGGCGCGGGAAAAAGCUGUCGACCGAGGUGACGGUGACGCCGGCCUAGUCGGCCACGUCGACGUAAGAAGGCGCGGUUGUUGAAGCGGGUGCCGUAUAACGAAGGCCGCAAUCGACGAAGCCCCGCAGAGGCUGCUGGCCGAAAUAAAGAAUGCGCACGGGCCACGGAGCGACGUGCUGUGGCGAC
Dermacentor silvarum is the source of this 1518-nucleotide messenger RNA. Its product is annotated as cysteine-rich venom protein-like. Gene Ontology annotation, cellular component: extracellular region. The coding region runs from base 56 to 1363 and encodes 435 amino acids. The record is from RefSeq and is a predicted model, not a curated record. The transcript is spliced from 2 exons. NCBI's taxonomy places the organism in Eukaryota, Metazoa, Arthropoda, Arachnida, Ixodida, Ixodidae.